GGCCAGCUCAACAAGGAGCAGGAGCAGCACAGGCUGACCAGCCGGCUGACCCUGGCCGAGGUGACCGGCUUCGCCUACUUCUACGGUGCCUUCCUGGUGGGCCCGCAGUUUGCCAUGAGCAGCUACCUGCAGAUGGCGACGGGUCAGCGGACUGACCAGCCCGGGCAUCCGCCCAACAGCGUCCUCCCGGCCUUAAAGCGACUCUCGCUGGGAAUGUUCUACCUGAUGAUCCACAUGCUCGCCAGUUCUUACUUCCCCGACGAAUAUUUCCUCACCACUGAGUUUGCGAAUCGCUCGCUGGGUUACAAGUGUCUGUUCAUCACCCUGUGGGGGAAGGUCACCCUGAUCAAGUACGUCACCUGCUGGCUGGUCGCGGAGGGGGUGUGUAUCCUGACCGGCCUGGGUUACAACGGGAGGAACGAGGCCGGAGAGACCCAGUGGGACGCCUGCACCAACAUCAAGGUCCUCCUCUUUGAGACCACCCCCUACUUCAAAGGAACCAUCGCGGCCUUCAACAUCCAGACCAACCUCUGGGCAGCCAG
Messenger RNA from Carcharodon carcharias (great white shark), 542 nucleotides. RefSeq names its product lysophospholipid acyltransferase 5-like. The record is from RefSeq and is a predicted model, not a curated record. NCBI's taxonomy places the organism in Eukaryota, Metazoa, Chordata, Chondrichthyes, Lamniformes, Lamnidae. The annotation marks the transcript as partial. Gene Ontology annotation, cellular component: membrane. The transcript is spliced from 4 exons. Gene Ontology annotation, molecular function: 1-acylglycerophosphocholine O-acyltransferase activity; lysophospholipid acyltransferase activity. Gene Ontology annotation, biological process: lipid modification; phosphatidylcholine biosynthetic process.